Molecule: messenger RNA, 19715 nt
Organism: Oncorhynchus nerka (sockeye salmon)
Lineage: Eukaryota; Metazoa; Chordata; Actinopteri; Salmoniformes; Salmonidae
Product: rho guanine nucleotide exchange factor 9-like
Exons: 15
Coding region: 613-2580 (655 amino acids)
Molecular function (GO): guanyl-nucleotide exchange factor activity; protein binding
Source: RefSeq, a predicted model, not a curated record
UGGAUUAUCCUGCAGAGUAAUACUGGGCUUGGUCUAACAGUGGAUUAUCCUGUAGAGUAAUACUGGGCUUGGUCUAACAGUGGAUUAUCCUGCAGAGUAAUACUGGGCUUGGUCUAACAGUGGAUUCUCCUGCAGAGUAAUACUGGGCUUGGUCUAACAGUGGAUUAUCCUGCAGAGUAAUACUGGGCUUGGUCUAACAGUGGAUUAUCCUGCAGAGUAAUACUGGGCUUGGUCUAACAGUGGAUUUUCCUGUAAGGAAACUAAAAUGGAAACCAACUAUAGAAAUCAGGGUUGUGAAUGGAGUCUGAUGGAAUUGUUACCUAGAACCAGAUUGAUUGAUUGACUGAUGGAUUUAUUGAUUCAUUAAUUGAUUGGUUGGUUGAAUAGGGAGCUCUAUCAGGCAGUGUUUUGAGGAGACCCAGGUCAGUCCAGUCCUAUUCUAGUCCAGUGAAGACCCCUGCCCCUCCCAAGCCCCCCCGCCCUCGCCCCCGUCCCGCCUCAGCACUGGUCGACCUCCGAGUCUGCAGUCCCUUCCCAGAGGGCUGUGCGUUUGCCGUUACUCAGCAGGCCACAGGGGGCUCUCUGUGCCGGCACAGACGCAGGCCCGGUCCCAUGAUGCACCUCUUGCCGCCGGGUCGGAGACAGGCAGGCAGUCUGGCCAGACCAUGCUCUGUCAUAGAGCCCUCUGUUACCGUGGAGACAGACCCCGCGAGUCACAGAGCCAUGUCUCGUCCCCCAGGGGCAUCACCUUUAGAGCCCCCCCUCAGAGUGUCUCUUCAGAGGUGUCACUCCCUCCCGCCCAGCAGCCUUACCACUCUGGCCCUGUUUCCGGGACACACAGCAGAAUCCCAGUCAUCCUCAAUGUGUCCUGGUGAUGGAGAGACUGGCAGCUGCAGGAGGAGACUGCUCAGAACAGGCUCUGGUCCACUACAAGUUAACAUCUUGAUAAGUGGAGGAUCUAUCGUCAGCGCUGAGGCAGUAUGGGACCAUGUGACCAUGGCCGACCGAGAGUUGGCGUUUAAGGCCGGUGAUGUCAUCAAGGUGCUGGACGCGUCCAAUAAGGACUGGUGGUGGGGUCAGAUCGACGAGGAGGAGGGGUGGUUCCCCGCCAGCUUCGUACGGGUCGAACCCCACCCUCCUCAACCCCAAACAAAACAGCUUUUCUAUAUCAACCCCAUAGCAACUGCUCGGUUCCAAAACACUACGUCUAAGCUGUGGGUGAACCAGGAGGAUGGGGGGGUGGAGCCUGCGGAGGGGACCAGUGAAGUGGCUAACGGUCACCUGGAUCCGACCAAUGACUGCUUGUGCCUGGGCUCGCCACUUCAGAACCGUGACCAGAUGAGAGCCAACGUCAUUAAUGAGAUCAUGAGCACAGAGAGACACUACAUCAAACACCUCAAGGACAUCUGUGAGGGCUACCUGCGUCAGUGUAGGAAGAGGGUAGACAUGUUUAACGAUGACCAGCUGAGGGUGAUCUUUGGGAACAUCGAGGACAUCUACCGUUUCCAGAUGGGCUUCGUUAGAGACCUGGAGAAACAAUACAACAACGAGGAACCACACCUGUCUGAGAUAGGACCCUGCUUUCUAGAACAUCAAGAUGGCUUCUGGAUCUACUCUGAGUACUGUAACAACCACCUGGACGCCUGUAUGGAGCUGUCCAAGCUGAUGAGAGACGGGAGGUACCAGCACUUCUUCGAGGCCUGUCGUCUGCUGCAGCAGAUGAUCGACAUCGCUAUCGACGGCUUCCUCCUCACACCUGUGCAGAAGAUCUGCAAAUACCCCCUGCAGCUGGCCGAGCUGCUCAAAUACACCCCACAGGAACACAGUGACUAUCGCUACGUGGCGGCGGCGCUGGCGGUGAUGCGUAACGUCACUCAGCAGAUCAACGAGAGGAAGAGGAGGCUGGAGAACAUUGACAAGAUCGCCCAAUGGCAGGCCUCUGUCCUGGACUGGGAGGGUGAUGACAUCCUGGACCGGAGCUCGGAGUUGAUCUAUACAGGAGAAAUGUCUUGGAUCUACCAGCCUUAUGGACGCAGUCAGCAACGUGUCUUCUUCCUAUUUGAUCACCAGCUGGUCCUCUGUAAGAAGGACCUGAUUCGUAGGGACAUCCUGUACUAUAAGGGCCGUAUCGACAUGGACCGCUAUGACGUGCGGGACGCCAUCGAUGGUCGUGACGAAGACUUCAACGUCAGCGUGAAGAACGCAUUCAAAUUGCACAACAAAGACAGCGAGGAGCUCCACAUCUUCCUGUCCAAGAAACUGGAGGAGAAGAUACGAUGGCUCCGGGCUUUCCACGAGGAGAGGAAGAUGGUGCAGGAGGAUGAGAAAAUCGGGUUUGAGAUCUCAGAGUACCAGAAGCGUCAGGCAGCCCUGACUGUGAGGAAGGUAUCUAAACAGAAAGGUGUGAACAGGUGCGUGCCCCCCUCCUACCCCCCUCCCCAGGAUCCCCUACCCCUGGGACAGUAUGACCUAGCAAAGGACUUGGCACAUGCAGAGGUUUUUGAAUUGAGUCAAUCCAAACGAGGCCAGGCUCCUUUCUGGCACAACAAUUUUACUAGAUUAACACCUUUUAAGAAAUAGAGAAACAGACUCUUUCCAAGGACCAUCUAUUUUUUUCUGAGAAACACUCAAACUAAAAUAUUUGGAAGAUUACAUCGUUGUCCUGUGAAAAAUAAUUGAAGACAAAAAAAUAACUACUGGAAGAAGGACCAAUGAUGUUUAUUUGUGAGUUUCAUUGUGGAGACUGAGUUUGUGAGUUGUCACCCAGGAGACUGGAGAACUAUGGAUUCUAACUUCUUCACUUCAUUCUAACUGUUCUUGGUUCUGAGUUCCAAUGCUUCUCUCCUUCAGUAGACACUCCUGUUCCAUACUGAACUGUACUGUACAGGAAUCUACUACAACAUCCCUCAACCCCACCAUCGCCAUCUGAAUGUCCUGGAUUCAUGGAGAUCGCUUUUAUUUGGUUCUUUUCAGGCUCUGCCUCUUUUCCAUAUUUGAAGUAAGCAUAUUUAAUGUUUCUUUACCAGAACUAGUGAGUCCACCUACCUACAGUACAGUAUGAUUGUGUAGAUGACAGGCGUUGUGUUGAUGUGUGUGUCUGUGAGGAUUAUGUUGUUAUGAGUGUGCACUGCAACGAUGAGGCUGAAAUGGCAUCCUAUUCCCUAUAUUGUUUGGUAGGUGGGGUGCCACUUUGACUGACAGGAGAGCUAUUGGCCGGUUCUAAUGUUUCUCAUAAGUUCUGUCGUCAGCAUCACUGACGACUGUCCCAUUAAAGACUGGUCAGACCAUAUCUCUCUCUCUCAUUCUCUCUCUCGUCUAUCUCUCUCUCUCUCUCUUCUCUUUACCCUCUGUCUAUCUAUCUCUCUCUCUCUCUCCCUCUUCUCUUUACCCUAUGUAUAUCUCUCUCUCUCUCUCUCUCUCUCUCUCUUUACCCUCUGUCUAUCUAUCUCUCUCUCUCUCCCUCUUCUCUUUGCCCUCUGUCUAUCUCUCUCUCUCUCUCUCUCUCUCUCUCUCUCUCUCUCUCUCUGUACCCUCUGUCUAUCUAUCUCUCUCUCUCUCCCUCUUCUCUUUGCCCUCUGUCUAUCUCUCUCUUUCUCCCUCUUCUCUUUACCCUAUGUCUCUCUCUCUCUCUCUUCUCUUUACCCUCUGUCUAUCUAUCUCUCUCUCUCUCCCUCUUCUCUUUACCCUCUGUCUAUCUAUCUCUCUCUCUCCCUCUUCUCCUUGCCCUCUGUCUAUCUCUCUCUCUCUCUCUCUUUACCCUCUGUCUAUCUCUCUCUCUCUCUCUUUACCCUCUGUCUAUCUCUCUCUCUCUUUACCCUCUGUCUAUCUCUCUCUCUCUCCUCUUUACCCUCUGUCUAUCUCUCUCUCUCUCUCUCUCUCUUUACCCUCUGUCUCUCUCUCUCUCUCUUCUCUUUACCCUCUGUCUAUCUCUCUCUCUUCUCUUUACCCUCUGUCUAUCUAUCUCUCGCUCUCUUCUCUUUACCCUCUGUCUAUCUCUCUCUCUCUUCUCUUUACCCUCUGUCUAUCUCUCUCUCUCUCUCUCUCUCUUUACCCUCUGUCUCUCUCUCUCUCUCUUCUCUUUACCCUCUGUCUAUCUCUCUCUCUUCUCUUUACCCUCUGUCUAUCUAUCUCUCUCUCUCUUCUCUUUACCCUCUGUCUAUCUCUCUCUCUCUCUCUCUCUUCUCUUUACCCUCUCUAUCUCUCUCUCUCUUCUCUCUACCCUCUGUCUCUCUCUCUCUCUCUCUCUCUCUCUCUCUCUCUCUCCUCUUUACCCUAUGUCUAUCUCUCUCAUUCUCACUCUCUCUCACUCUCUAUUCACUCUGUCUAUUUCUCUCUGCUUUCUGUUUUUCUUUAUUCCCUUUCUUUCUCUCUCUUUACCAUCUGUCUCCUCUCUCUCCCCAUCUCUCUCUCUCCCUCCCUCCCUCUCUCUUUCUCUCUUCUCAAUCUCCAUUCCCCUCUAUAUCUGUCUUAUCUCACUCUUUCCCCUCUCUCUGUCUCUCUUUUCCCUCUAUCUUAGUUGUCUCUCUCUUUCUGUUCCCUCCCUUCUAUCUGACUAUGUUUUUGUUUAAUGAGGUUAGACAUCUAAUUUGAUGUCUGCCAUUAUCCAUGAUAUUACGGCACGUCAGGGAAAUAAUCAAUAGCCGUAACAUCAAUACAACAUUUACAUUAUCUACUACGCACCAAACACUGUUGACAGGGUAUAAUCAUUGCGUCCAUCCACAGAGGCUGGCUGUUGGGUCACAAAGGGUUUCAUGUUCCUGUCUGUCUGAGUACUAAGAUGUAGACCAGUAGAAUGUCUGUCUGUCUCACCUGUCUGUCUGAGUACUGAGCUGUAGACAGGUAGAAUGUCUGUCUGUCUGAGUACUGAGCUAUAGACAGGUAGAAUGUCUGUCUGUCUGAGUACUGAGCUGUAGACAGGUAGAAUGUCUGUCUGUCUGAGUACUGAGCUGUAGACAGGUAGAAUGUCUGUCUGUCUGAGUACUGAGCUGUAGACAGGUAGAAUGUCUGUCUGUCUGAGUACUGAGCUGUAGACAGGUAGAAUGUCUGUCUGUCUGAGUACUGAGCUGUAGACAGGUAGAAUGUCUGUCUGUCUGAGUACUGAGCUGUAGACAGGUAUAAUGUCUGUCUGCCUGAGUACUGAGCUGUAGACAGGUAGAAUGUCUGUCUGUCUGAGUACUGAGCUGUAGACAGGUAGAAUGUCUGUCUGUCUGAGUACUGAGCUGUAGACAGGUAUAAUGUCUGUCUGCCUGAGUACUGAGCUGUAGACAGGUAGAAUGUCUGUCUGUCUGAGUACUGAGCUGUAGACAGGUAUAAUGUCUGUCUGUCUGAGUACUGAGCUGUAGACAGGUAGAAUGUCUGUCUGUCUGAGUACUGAGCUGUAGACAGGUAGAAUGUCCGUCUGUCUGAGUACUGAGCUGUAGACAGGUAUAAUGUCUGUCUGCCUGAGUACUGAGCUGUAGACAGGUAUAAUGUCUGUCUGUCUGAGUACUGAGCUGUAGACAGGUAUAAUGUCUGUCUGUCUGAGUACUGAGCUGUAGACAGGUAGAAUGUCUGUCUGUCUGAGUACUGAGCUGCAGACAGGUAGAAUGUCUGUCUGUCUGAGUACUGAGCUGUAGACAGGUAAAAUAUCUGAGUACUGAGCUGUAGACAGGUAGAAUGCCUGUCUGUCUGAUCGGACUAAAACAUAUCAUCUAAUUCCAUGACAGAAAUGACAAAAUGACAAAAUUAUAUGACAGAUAAUUUUAUUUUUUUCAUUUUGUUCAGCUGUCGAAUAAUUAACAUUCACAAUGAAGCAAAUAGGUUUUUUCUCGUUUAAAAAAAAAAAAUCUGCAUAUGUUGAGGAAGCAGAGCCAACCAUACAGGUGUGUGUGUUCCCUUGUUUUAGACAUUAGUAAGAAUACUACACUAUUAGAGAUGGUGUCAACCAGUGGAGGCUGCUGAGGGGAGGACGGCUCAUAAUAAUGUCUGGAACAGCAUCAAUGGAAUGGUAUCAAACACAUCAAAGACGUGGUUUCCAUGUGUUUGAUACCAUUCCAUUGACGCCGUUCCAGACAUUAUUAUGAGCCGUCCUCCCCUCAACAGCCUCCACUGAUAUCAACUGGUGUCAGGUUUCAUUUCAAGUUCUGAUGUGGCUCAGUUGGUAGAGCAUGGUGCAUGUAAUGCCAGGGUUGUGGGUUUGAUUCCCUUGGUGGACCGGUAUGAAAAUGUAUCCACUCACGACUGAAAGUUGCUCUGUAGAAGAGCAUCUCCUAAAAGGUCAAUGUUUUUUAAGGGUGAGAAUGUUGUAAACUAGAGAGAAAUAUCCACUGGAUGUCUCUGUUUAUAGGUCUUUGUUUUCCUGUUUCAACGUUUGAAUUUAAGUUCAUCAAUCUGUCAUAUUAAUGAUCAACUCUGUCAUAUUAAUGGAAGCGAUGUUCAUACUUAGACACACAUUCAGAAACAGAUUUUUUAUCAGAUGAUACCAGUUGAUGGAAAUCAAAUACAGUAUGCCAACUUGUGCAAUGUGAUAUAUCAUUGUAUCUACAAUAUUCACGACAAUGUGAUAUAAAACAAUUAUUAUAUAGUUUUAUGUCAUUUGUUUGCCUUCUCAUAGGCCCUAUAUAAAUUAAUUAUUGAAGAAGAAAUCAUUUUGAUUUUAUUUGUAUGGUGUGUAAUUUAUGUUUUUUCAUUUCAGUAAAACAAAAGUGGUAAAAGGAUGAUUUGAUUCCUGGUAUCUCUAGAAAGUGUUCCUAGAAUGAUUGCUUUAGAUCAGGGUGGCCAACCCUCCUCCUGGAAAGAUACCCUCCACCUGGAGAGAUACCCUCCUCCUGGAAAGAUACCCUCCACCUGGAGAGAUACCCUCCUCCUGGAGAGAUACCUUCCACCUGGAGAGAUACCCUCCACCUGGAGAGAUACCCUCCUCCUGGAAAGAUACCCUCCUCCUGGAGAGAUACCCUCCACCUGGAGAGAUACUUUCCUCCUGGAAAGUUACCCUCCUCCUGGAGAGAUACCCUCCUCCUGGAGAGAUACUUUCCUCCUGGAGAGAUACCCUCCUCCUGGAGAGAUACCCUCCCGUUUGAUUUUAUUCCAACCCUGCACCUACACACCAGACUCUACUAACCAGCUGGUCCCCAAGACCGUGAUUAUCUUGAAUCAGGUGUGUUAGAGCAGGGCUGGAACAAAAGCCUGCAGGAGGCUAUCUCUGAUCUAACUGUGCCCUAACAAAUAUGCAUCCCAAAUGGCACCCUAUACCAUAUACAGUGCAAUACUUUUGACCAGUGUCCAUGGUCAAAAUUAGGGAAUAGGGUGCCAUUUGGGACACACACUAACUGUGCCCUAACAGAGAUGCUAUCUAACAGAGAUGCUAUCUAACAGAGAUGCUAUCUAACAGAAAUGCCCUAACAGAGAUGCUAUCUAACGGAAAUGCCCUAACAGAGAUGCUAUCUAACAGAGAUGCCCUGUCAGUGAUGCCCUAACAGAGAUGCUAUCUAACAGAGAUGCUAUCUAACAGAAAUGCCCUAACAGAGAUGCUAUCUAACAGAAAUGCCCUGACAGUGAUGCCCUAACAGAGAUGCUAUCUAACAGAGAUGCUAUCUAACAGAGAUACCCUAACAGAGAGGCUAUCUAACAGAGAUACCCAAACAGAGAUGCUAUCUAACAGAGAUGCUAUCUAACAGAGAUACCCUAACAGAGAUGCUAUCUAACAGAGAUGCCGUAACAGAGAUGCUAUCUAACAGAGAUACCCAAACAGAGAUGCUAUCUAACAGAGAUACCCUAACAUAGAUGCUAUCUAACAGAGAUACCCAAACAGAGAUGCUAUCUAACAGAGAUACCCUAACAGAGAUGCUAUCUAACAGAGAUGCUAUCUAACAGAGAUACCCUAACAGAGAUGCUAUCUAACAGAGAUACCCAAACAGAGAUGCUAUCUAACAGAGAUGCUAUCUAACAGAGAUACCCAAACAGAGAUGCUAUCUAACAGAGAUGCUAUCUAACAGAGAUGCCGUAACAGAGAUGCUAUCUAACAGAGAUACCCUAACAGUGCCUUCCAGCGUCCCACUAGUGAUUACUGGAUAUAUUCAUGCAGCAACGAUGAUUCAGGCAUGUAUUCUCUUUCCCACUCCAGUGUAGGACUUCUCAUCUUUCUGGGCCGUCCCAAAUGGGAAACCAAUUCCCUAUAGGUCUCUGGCCAAAAGCAGUGCACUAUAUAAGGAAUAGGGUGCCAUUUGGGAUGCUCUGUGCCUGCGAGUGGGGAUUCCCAGUGUUAGAGAAACCAGACAGACAGAAACAUGAAGGAGGAGCCUGGGAGCCAAACUGAAUAUCACUCUAAAUAUCACUCAGAAUAUCCUUCUAAAUAUCUCUAAAUACACCAGUCAAGCACAACAACCUCUGCUCACAUAUGCAGUGUGUAUUCCAGGAUAGGUCAGGCUGUUUCCAUGUGAGCGGAGGUUGUUGUGCUUGACUGGUGCAUUUACCCCCUAACAAACCCCAAAAUUAUUAUUGUAGUACCAGAGCAUCUGUUGAAUAUCAGGGACAUUUCACUCUUUUUGCCUGACGAAUCCUAAGACUAUCUAAAACCUACAUUUUCGCCUAAAAUUACAUACCCAAAUCUAACUGCCUGUAGCACAGGACCUGAAGCAAGGAUAUGCAUAUUCUUGAUACCAUUUGAAAGGAAACACUUUGAAGUUUGUGUAAAUGUGAAAUGAAUGUAGGAGAAUAUAACACAUUGUAUGUGGUAAAAGAUAAUUCAAAGAAUUAUCAUCAUAUUUGAAAUGCAAGAGAAAGGCCAUAAUGUAUUAUUCCAGGUUUGGUAUGAUUUUGAUUUUGGCCACUAGAUGGCAGCAGUGUAUGUGCAAAGUUUUAGAUUGAACCAAUGAACCAUUGCAUUUCUGUUCAAAAUGUUGUAUUGAGUCUGCCCAAAUGUGCCUAAUUCGUUUAUUGAUACAUUUUCAAGUUCAUAACUGUCCACUCUCCUCAAAGAAUAGCAAGGUAUUCUUUCACUGUAAUAGCUACUGUAAAUUAGACAGUGAAGUAAGAUUAACAAGAAUGUAAACUUUCUGCCCAUAUCAGAUAUGUCUAUGUCCUGGGAAAUGUUCUUGUUACUUACAACCUCAUGCUAAUCACAUUACCCUGCGUUAGCUCAAUCGAUCCCGUAGAGGUUAAAUUAAAUGUAGAUUAAAUCAGUUCAUUUAGAUUUGAAUACAUUUUCCUAUUGAUCUCCUCAGUGUAUUAAUGAAAGACGUAGGGGGUUUGACUGAAUGGUGGGAGAUUAUUAUAUAGUUAGUCAGUAUUUGGUUUAUUUAAAUUACUUUUUAAUUUUCCAGUUCAACUUCCACAUUUUAGAGAAGCUAACUGACAUAAAAUGGUGAGGAAACAGACAGAACAGUCAUACUACCUGUGACUAGCAGCUAGCUACAUGUCCAUACUGUAUAAACAACAGAUCAUAUAUUAUAUUACAAUAUUAGUAUUUCCGUUGGAGACUGCCAACAGUGUUGCUUCAGUUCUAGUUUGAAUCUCAAAUGACAACAUAAUCCCCAAUAUACUGCACUACUUUGGACCAGAGCUCCAAGGCUCCUGUUCAAAAGUAGGUCACUGUAAAGGGAAGAAGGUGCCAUUUGAGGCCCAGUUCUAUCCUCAGUACCAGAGACACAGUUCUAUCCUCAGUACCAGAGACCCAGUUCUAGCCUCAGUACCAGAGACCCAGUUCUAGCCUCAGUACCAGAGACCCAGUUCUAGCCUCAGUACCAGAGACCCAGUUCUAUCCUCAGUACCAGAGACACAGUUCUAUCCUCAGUACCAGAGACCCAGUUCUAGCCUCAGUACCAGAGACCCAGUUCUAGCCUCAGUACCAGAGACCCAGUUCUAUCCUCAGUACCAGAGACACAGUUCUAGCCUCAGUACCAGAGACCCAGUUCUAUCCUCAGUACCAGAGACCCAGUUCUAUCCUCAGUACCAGAGACACAGUUCUAUCCUCAGUACCAGAGACACAGUUCUAUCCUCAGUACCAGAGACCCAGUUCUAUCCUCAGUACCAGAGACCCAGUUCUAAUCUCAGUACCAGAGACCCAGUUCUAUCCUCAGUACCAGAGACCCAGUUCUAUCCUCAGUAACAGAGACCCAGUUCUAUCCUCAGUACCAGAGACCCAGUUCUAUCCUCAGUACCAGAGACCCAGUUCUAUCCUCAGUACCAGAGACCCAGUUCUAUCCUCAGUACCAGAGACACAGUUCUAGCCUCAGUACCAGAGACCCAGUUCUAUCCUCAGUACCAGAGACCCAGUUCUAGCCUCAGUACCAGAGACCCAGUUCUAGCCUCAGUUCCAGAGACCCAGUUCUAUCCUCAGUACCAGAGACACAAUUCUAGCCUCGGUACCAGAGACCCAGUUCUAUCCUCAGUACCAGAGACCCAGUUCUAUCCUCAGUACCAGAGACCCAGUUCUAUCCUCAGUACCAGAGACACAGUUCUAUCCUCAGUACCAGAGACCCAGUUCUAGUCUCAGUACCAGAGACACAGUUCUAUCCUCAGUACCAGAGACACAGUUCUAGUCUCAGUACCAGAGACACAGUUCUAUCCUCAGUACCAGAGACCCAGUUCUAGUCUCAGUACCAGAGACCCAGUUCUAUCCUCAGUACCAGAGACACAGUUCUAUCCUCAGUACCAGAGACCCAGUUCUAGUCUCAGUACCAGAGACCCAGUUCUAUCCUCAGUACCAGAGACCCAGUUCUAUCCUCAGUACCAGAGACCCAGUUCUAGCCUCAGUUCCAGAGACCCAGUUCUAUCCUCAGUACCAGAGACACAGUUCUAUCCUCAGUACCAGAGACCCAGUUCUAGCCUCAGUACCAGGUAGAUCAUUAUCAUCAUAUCAUGGUGUUUUAUGGCAUCCAGAGUUCUGCAUGACACAUGAGAUUAACUCUUUGAAGAUUUCGUUUUCUCUUUUAACAACCAACAUGUUUGCCAUUAUUUUCCAACCUUCCACUGUUUCAUUCCAUGUAAUGAUAUGAUGAUUUCUCUAGGCCAUAAUAUUCUGUUUCCCUCUCUCAAGGGAUUAUAUGCAGACAACAGUAGAAUAUGAAUCCACAGACAUGCCUUAGUAAUAUUAUUAUAACACUUGAUUGUGGUUUGCUAUCAAUCAAUAAUUAAUUGAUUGGUGGUUAAGACAUUAACAUAACACUGGACUCUAGUUUAUACUUUGAUAAAUCAUGUGUUCAUUUGAUCAGUUAGUUCUCUGCCACACACUGACUAUUGAUAGAAUAUCCUACCACUCCUACAGAACAGAUUCAAGGUAAAUGGGUCAUUUUCUAUGGCAUCGGCACACCACAUAGGAGAUUUAGCUACUGUUCAUGGUGUUCGCAUGUAUUUAUGCUGAACCAAUCAGAAACCUGGUAGGAGGAGCUAUAUGUAACCAUGGUCCAGAAUACAUUCAUGUACGCCGUCUAUUCAUGGCAGCAGCUCUACUCAACACAGUUAUGGAUUCUUUGAGGUGCAUUUUGGAGACACACUAUUUAUUUUCCUUACAAUAUUAUCACAAAUAUUUAUGAAAUGUAAUAUGGUGUAUUAUGUUGAUAUUAAUGUUGUUGUUUUAGUCAUUGACAGAAUAAGCCCUUGAUUCUGUUGUUGGCCGGGUGUCUGUUGUUGGCCGGGUGAGUCUAUAUUUAGGGCUGGAAGGAAGGAGGAAUCUGUAGCAGCCAUGAUACAUAUGAUGCACUGGGUUCAUCCCAAAUGGCAUCCUAUUCCCUAUAUAGUCCCCAUGGGCCCUCGUCAAAUGUAGUGCACUAAACAGGGAAUAGGGUACCAUUUGGGACGUACACACAGUCAUCAUUACAAAUCCGUGUUGCUUUUCUCUAGUUGGUUAUACAGUAGUAUGUGGUUUCAGAACAAUCAGGGUACUAAUGUAUGGACACUGAAACAGGUAACAAGACAAGUAACAAGUUUAGUUGGAGCUACUAGGCUAUUCACUGUACAUUCACAUUGCCAUCUAGAAUGGGGGGGGGGGGGGGGGGUUGGACUCUGGUAUGACUUCUAUUUUAUCUGUCAUUCUGAGAUGUCAUCACCAUGUUUGUACAGUACAAAUAGCAGGAACAUAUAUUUUCUCUCUGGCCUUCGAUUAGGUUUGUUUUGAUUUGUUGUAGAAAUGGAAAAAAACAACCCUGAAACUAAGUAAUGCCUAUUCAAAUCCUGAAACUGUGAAUGGGGAUCGUGGAGAAGUCUAUGUAUAUGUUUUGAUGUAAUCAAAGAGCACUGGGAAUUAUUACGUUGUAUUUCUCUGUAAAAACUGAACCACAUUGAUAUAACUGUACUUCUGUUGAAAUUAAAACCUCUAUAUACUAAACUGUGUUGUAAGGUCAAUGUGGACGUUCGACAGGAUAUCCUUAUCCUGUAAUGUGAUGUAAUAUCCUGUCUGUGUACUAAUCCUUCUGUUCAAAUAAGGCAAUGUCUUGUUUCCCUGUUUGUUUGCUGCUCCAGUGACUGACUGGGUUUGAACCUGGUUUGAUGCACUACACCAUACUGUGUCGCUGAGCUAUCAGCAAGAACACUCCUAAUGCCAGCAAGAUUCCACAAAUGACAUUGUUUUUAGCUCGACUAAAGAUUACUUGCCAACGGUGAGAAGUGAUUUCAUAGAUGGAGAAUACAUCUACAGUGGUAGUCUGACACCUAGUGGUUACUCGUAGUUUUACACUUACUAAAGGUUUCUCCUGAAGCUCUGUGCACUUAUAUAACUGUCCAAGAAGAGAGGGCAUUGUCUUCACCAUGGUUUCAGCAUUCUUCAACCAAUUUCCAAUGAUUACAUUUACCAAACAUUUGCUGAAUUCAAUCACAGAGAAUAAGUUAAAUAAACAUGUUUAUUCUAAUUCAACCUCUACAGCUAUUCAAAGGCAAACUUGGCAUAAUUAUUAUUCACACCUACAAUAGAAACAGAACAAACUGGACUUUGCAGCCCAUGAUGCACUCAGUAGAGACAGAAGAGGAUGGUAUGAAAUUGUUGCACUUUUUUUGAAAGUUUUGCAGAAAUCAUGUGUUUUCAGAACAGUGGAGAUGAAGCAGAGGAAUCCACUGUAGGCUAUUGAGACACAGCCAUAUAGCGUAUCCAUUUGUGACAUCAUCUUCAUGCAGAGUUCAGAGGUCAGGAGAUAGAGGUCAUGUGAGAUGUUUCAGGUAGUUCCUCAGUAUCUGGGGAAUGUCCAAGCGGUCUAUGUAUGUCAUUUUAUUAACCACGGGGAGGUGUCUCCGAAUCGCAAGCCGUGUCAGUGACAUCAGAGUAUUGGGACAAACUGGAAAUAAAACACAGGGGAGGUUCUAGUUAAUUCAGGGGAGGUUCUAGUUAAUUAAAUGAAAUACGAGAAUGUCUCCAAUGUUCUCAUCAUUAACAACCAUCAAUCAAUUAGAGUUACAAAACAGACUGAAUAUGUGACAGUCAAAUAUGUAACAAAUGUAUAACUUAUGUGCAACAAAUGUAACGAAUGUAUAAUAACUCUUUAACAAAUAUGAAACAACUGUUUCACAAAUAUGAUACAAAAGUAAAACAAGUGUGUGUGAUGUUCUCACCUCUCUCCUUGAGCAGCAGAGCCACCGCUUCGUUCUGCUUGGUGGUCUUGUCAAUAAUCAGCGUGGGCAGAUACACGUCUGCCCCAAAGUCUAUGAGCAGCUGUAUGUAUUCCACUCCACAGCCAUACCUCAGACACAUCUCCAGCACCGUCUUGGGCUGCUUGAUCCUGGCCAGCAUCUUCUCUGACUUACAGUUAUAGUCAGGAUUAGCCCCGUGGAGCAGCAGCAGCUUGAAACAGUCCAGGUGUCCAUAUACAGCGGAUAUGUACAGGGGUCCCCUGCAGGCUGUGGCGUUGGAGGCCCACUCAGGGACUUUGGGCCAGACGUCGACCUCGGCUCCGAACUGAAGCAGCUCCCUGAGGACCUCCACGUCUCCCUCGCGGGCGGCGGUCAGCACCGGGGAACAGUUGUUGUACGGGCUGCCGUUGGGGUCGGCUCCAGCCUUCAGUAAGACCACAACACAGUCCAGGUGUUUACCACUGACUGCUGUAAACAGAGGGGUCUGGGCCUUCACAUCUAGACUGUCCACCUGCAAAACCAAUCAAUCACCAAGCAAUAAUUCAUCAAUAGGUUAAAUCACAUUUAUUUCUAAAGCCAUUUUUACAUCAGCAGCUGUCACAACGUGGAGGAUUUUUUAGUCCAUGUCAGGAGUAGGCGUCUGGGUACGAGAAGCUAGUCCAAAGUACUCUAUCGCCAUAUCUCACCUCCGCUCCGUGCUCCAGCAGGAGUUCCAGACACCUCAGGUGUCCGUGUGCUGCGGCAGUCCGUAGGGGGGUAACAGGGAUCCCCCAGCCGCUUCUGCUGUUGAUAGACUUUCUGUAGCUCUCCUGGGACAACAGCUCAGCUAACACCACCACGUCAUCACUGCUCACUGCCUGGUUCAGAGCCUGGGGAACAGAGCAGUAUUAUACCUCCACCAUACACACAGUGUUAUUGGGCUGCACUGCUGGGUGGUAUUCACUACACUCAAAACACACAAAAACUGAAGCAGGGAGGUACUAUCUGAACUUGUUCAAUAAAAUAAGCUUGUCAUUUGUAAAUGAUGUCCUUAUGAAUACGACCCUGGUUAGGUCACACCCAUGUAGACUUGGAAGUCACACCCUCUGAUGCUGUGCAAGUCUACUGAUGCUGUCUCAGUGAUAGGUUGCUAAGUUACAAAGCACUGCAAGCUCAUUGGCUGUACCUGGCCAUGCUCAUUGUCCUCCUCAUCCUCUUCCUUGGGCUGAAGCAGAGAGAAGAUCUUGGAGACGUCCAUUAGACUCAUCUUGAGAGGGUUGGUGGCUGUGUUGAUACUGUCUAGGACCAUACUGUUACUAUAGCUGUAACAGUUACAACUCCCCCAUCUAUUUCACUUUAUAUAUUCACUUUAUAUAUUAUCUACCUCACUUGCUUUGGCAAUGUUAACACAUGUUUCCCGUGCCAAUAAAGCCCUUGAAUUGAAUUGAAUUGAGAAGAGAGGAGAGAGAAGGGGGGAUACAAUUCAGUUAAUGAAUAACCUUUAUAGAUCCUCGGAGAGAAAAUUGGAAUCAGACACCGGCAUCAGACAAAGACAGGGAGAAUACAAACACACAGGCAUAGCUAAACUGUUUGGGUUUGUACCAACCAGGACUAAUCUGUGCUUCGGGACAGUAAUAGAUAGAGACAGGGAAUAAAUAGAGACAGGGAAUAUAUAGAGACAGGAAUAGAUUGAGACAGGGAAUAGAUAGACUGGAUAGAUAUAGAUAGGAAUAGACAGAGACCAGAAUGGAUAGAGACAAGGAAUAGCUAGAGACAGGAAUAGAUAGAGACCGGAAUAGAUAUAGAUAGGGAAUAAAUAGAGACAGGGAAUAGAUAAAAGACAGGAAUAGAUAGAGACAGGGAUAGAUAGAGACAGGGAAUAGAUAGAGACAGGGAUAGAUAUAGACAGGGAUAGAUAGAGACAGGGAAUAGAUAGAGACAGGGAAUAUAUAAUAGAAAGUAAUACAUAGAGACAGGGAAUAGAUAGAGACAGGGAUAGAUAGAGACAGGGAAUAGAUAGAGACAGGGAAUAGAUAGAGACAGGGAUAGAUAGAGACAGGGAAUAGAUAGAGACAGGGAUAGAUAGAGACAGGGAAUAGAUAGAGACAGGGAUAGAUAGUAACAGGGAAUAGAUAGAGACAGGGAAUAGAUAGAGACAGGGAAUAUAUAAUAGAAAGUAAUACAUAGAGACAGGGAAUAGAUAGAGACAGGAAUAGAUAUAGAUAGGGAAUAAAUAGAGACAGGGAAUAGAUAGAGACAGGGAAUAGAUAGAGACAGGGAAUAGAUAGAGUCAGGGAAUAGAUAGAGUCAGGGAAUAGAUAGAGACAGGGAAUAUAUAGAGACAGGGAAUAGAUAUAGACAGGGAAUAUAUAGAGACAGGGAAUAGAUAGAGACAGGGAAUAGAUAGAGACAGGGAAUAGAUAUAGACAGGGAAUAUAUAGAGACAGGGAAUAGAUAGAGACAGGGACAGAUAGAGACAGAAAUAGAUAAGCCACUUAAGUGCUGGGAAUGUUUGUGUUACAUGCAUCUCUCACACACACUACAUAGAGACCAGUUCACAGAAUAAUAUAUACAAUUCAGUUAAUUUACUAUCAGACAUCUGUAAAAGUGUUAUUGGAAGCCAAGUAGGAUGAGCACUUCUUGGAAUAGACAUUACUAUGCAAGAGUUAAAUUAGUAAACUCCACAUCCUCGCCAUAUGGGUUUGCACAACUUUGCAGAGAGGGCAUAAUGGGGAAAUGAAAAUGAAAUAUUUCUAAGUAUGAUCAUGGAAAAUACGAUCAAAAAGCAACAGAUUUGGGGAUUGUUAAAAACUUCCAACCCAGACAGAAUCCCAUUCCCCAUGUAACUCCUGCUAUAACUACCAUGAUCCAAAGACCCAGAGCCACACAGCAAAUGGUGGUUAACAAUGCUUUCCACUUACCUCACCUACAGGGUCACCAACCAGGGAUUUUUCUGCCAACAAUGUUAAUCAGGACGUUGGUAGUAAACACUUACCACUCUCUUAUAACUCCAUGGUCCGUUGGUCACGUGGAGGAAGAGGAGACUCCAAGAGGAAUGUGUUGCUGUAUCCACACAGGGACUGGGGUCUGAGAGCUGUGUGUGUGUGUGUGCAUGUAUGUGUGGGCACACGGGUGUGCAUAUGUGUUGCUGUCUAACACAGCAGAGCAGAGAGGGGGUCUGGCUGGCUGGGUGCUGCUUGGGGGCUAUUUUUAGUCCCACAGAUGGACCUAUCUAAACUUCCAUUCUUGGAGAACUGUGGGGGGUUAUAAUUAGAUGGGUGAUAGACUAGUGACACUGACACUCAGGCUGUGAGUUUGGUUGGUGGGCAGGGGCCUUGGUACUCCCUGGUGUUUCACUGUGUCCUGAGUAAAGAUUACAUGAUAAGGCAGCACUUCUAGUUCUGAUGGUCAGUAGUGGAAAUACACAACUAGACUACUCUACCAGCAAACAUGUCAUUCAAUGAUGUGUGAUCUGAAAUCAGAUAGGCUUACUUCAGUCCAUUUUCAUUUUAGCUUGCCAUAAUCACCAAAAGUAACUUUAACCCUUUAGGUUUCUUUUUUUUUUUAAAGAGUGUAAGUGUGUAGUGAAAUCCUUUAAGAUAAAUGAUUUGUGCUGUAUUGUGUCUACAUGUAACAGGCCUGUCAUCACCUCCAUUUCUUUAGUUUGCACUGUGACUGGCAACCAUCUUAUAGUCUGUGCGCAGCUGUCUGACUGUCAGAGAGGCUGUUGUAGACUAUCAGCUGUUCACACAGCCCUGCCCUGCCCUGCCUGCAGAACCAUGAUCAAGAAGACCUCUGCAUUUGUAGAAGUAUGGUGGUCAUGGUCAUCUUACAUUCCUUUCCAAGAUGAUCUAUACAUUCCAGGCAUUUUGGGAAGUGAAGUCUGUUUCCGCCUCUCAAAAACACAGGGAAGGGAAAUGAUUUGAUGUAACCAUUGUUUGCUUAUAGCUUAGAUUACUUUGUCCUUAUAACUAAACUGAAAAUGUAGCCAAUUUCUGAAAGUAGGCCUGCUUUUGUAGUUUAAUUAUGCCUGCCUAUAACAUACAUUUCUACAAUAAAAUGUAUGCAGAUAAUAAAGUAUACUAUGAUAUAAUAUCAUAAAGCAUCAUGAUUUACAUAAAAUGUUGUCACAUAAAAAUAUAUAAGCAGGCAGAUAACAAGGUUAGCCAAAAGUAUUUCUAAAUAUGAACUUUUUCUUUUUCGGGCCCUCUUCAUCUACCCCCCUCCAGUACGCUAGGUGGCGGUAAAUACUCAUUGUUAGCAGCACUGCGAUCGCAAGAAGAAAAUAUUUGCCCUGUUGUAGUUUUGGGUGUGUAACUAGCUAUCUAACGCGUUUUACAUUUCAUAUAAUAGCUAGCUAAUUCAUCACACAGUUUGGGGAUACAUAAUUGCGCCAACAAAGUUAGGUUUUUAAUGUUACGUGUACGUUGUAGUUGUUUGCACUUUACUAUAUUCGUUGAGGCUAGACGUUAUGGUCUGCUGGCAGCGGUAAAGCUAGCUAGUUUAGGUAGCAUCAAUCCAACUUUCGUCAACUCCUCUCGUUACGUGAUUCAGUUGUCCGUCAGUUGAUCAGAAAAUCACUAAGAUAAUAUCACAUAGUGGCCACAGUGUUUGAUAUUAGGUCGGUUUGUUCAACCUUUGAAAGUCGAAGUUACGUUGGCAACAUCAUAAACAAAUGCGUCGCCAUGUUGGCGGAAGUUGUGUUCCCUAGACAUUGAAGUGGCAUUUCUGGCGGCGUGAAAAUAGCUUUUUCUUGGCCCUAGGUAUGGAGGAGAACGAGGCACUGGAGAUCUACUGCAGGAGAAUGAUAACACAGGUCAACAAUAAACUAAACCCAGAAACUGCAGGGGAGAGGGGGUGGAGAGAGAGGGGGGAAGAGGGGGAGAGAACAGCUCUCCGAGGGAGGGGGAGGAAGAAGUUGCAGAGUGAGGUGUGGAGGAGGAUGAUCAUACAAAUACACAGAAAACAGAACACAGAAACUACAGCAGCGAGUGAGAGGCAGAAGGAAAAGACUGUGAGGAGACAGAGGGAGUGUGAAGACCUUGCAGGAGAGCCUGUCCCUAUACAGCUAAUUUCUGCCCUGAAGAUGAAGACUUUCACAGAGGAGAUGAGACGGGCCAUGGACACGGAGCUGCAUGACCCAUCAGUGUGUGGAGUGUGUGUGCAGCAGCAGGCAGCUUUGUCCCUAAACACCUUCAUCAGGAGGAAGACUACUCAACUAGACACUAACAUACUGGAGGAUAAACUACACACACACCUCUAUAACAGGGACGCUGUGUGUCUGUUGGGAGAGUUGCUAAGGGGCCUCCCCAAGCCCUCUGACGCCCCCAGUGGGAUUUGGGAACAACUGCAGGCCAGAGGAAGACAGCAACUUGGGGUUACCUUGGAGAUAGAACUGAGCUAAGUGCACCCUCAUGCUGGCCAUGUGACUGAGCAUAGCAGAAAUGGCACCCUUUUCCCUAUGUAGUGAACUAGUUUUGCGUCGAGACAGCCCUACGUGGAAGUGGAUUGCAGCCUGUGAUUUUCACUGAGUGUCAUUGAUCAUGUGUAUUAUGAGAUUCAUCUUAUAAAAGAAAAUACAAUUCCAACUGCGGUACAAAAUACAUUUUAUUUUUGUAUUCAAGUUUCACAUACAACACUGUUAAAAGCAAAUGAGCAUCGUGGUUUUCUCAGUCCUUUGACCGUCCAUUAUGCCUUCAGUAAACAUUAGAACAACUUCCUGGGUUAUACAGUCCAAUAUCACAAACAGUUACAACACAGUGAUUAUAGUUCAGCCAUGGAGAGUGUUCAUGCAAUGUACACAUGUUAAAUACAGAGGAACAAGUAAAUGCAGGACGUUUCACAUUUAAUGCCAGAACCAAUCACAACAUGGGUACAGCUACAGUAUAGUAUUGUUUAUUAUUGCAUAUAACAUGAUAAAAACAGAGGAACAAGUAAAUGCAGUACGUUUCACAUUUCUAAUGUUCGAGCCAAUAGCAACAUUAGCUGAAGAACGCUCAACUCCGUUCGCUUAUAUCGAGGCAGAGUUGAGUUUUGAUAACUGGUUGCAUGAUGUGCGAGCAACAACAUUGAGUCACCAUCAGUUGAUACUUGUUAAAAAGUCAAUUCUGAAAACGCCUACCUGUCCCUAUAUUUGUCCUGUACAACCUGUAUAACCGCGGUGCCAAAAUUCAUACUUUGAAUAAAAACUUUUAGCGAAUACA